AAAUUUCGGCGCCAUUUGAAAUCACAUCUACUCGAAAGAAUGGAGCAAGUAGAUCAAAAUCCACGAACUUCUAAGCAAUCGAAAAAUGAAUAUCAAGAAGCUGAAGAAAGAAUGGUACAAUUUAUUCAAAUGAUACCGGUUGACAAUGAAUUGGCUCUACCAUCAACAUCCACGCAGACUGCCACCAUGCACUUGCAGAAUUCUCUAAGCAGUUUGGAUCGUCUAGCUAUCAAUUUCGUCAUCGAUCUACACAGGAAAAGAAACUUCAAUCGCAAGGAUGUAACAGAUAUUUUGAAAGACGUACAUUCCGUGUAUUCAAAUAUAGGACGGCUAAUCAGUACAGCAGCACCAACAUCACAGGAUGUACAACAACAAUAUGUAUUUGAUAUGUAUGUGCGAAAAGUAUCAAAUAUUUUCGAAUUUAUUGAUACUGAACAUAAAUUAUUCAAGUAUUUAGAAGAAGCUGAUCUGUACAAGAAACCUAAUGUUUAUGUUAUCCAUAUCGAUAAAGUAGAGUUAUACAGUGAUAGAAAUGUAGAAACUCCUGAAAAAAGAACGUAUUUGACCAUGAGUAAUGUAAAAUAUCAAAUAAGAAAAUUUUUUGAGCUAGGAAAUGUUCUUAAAAAAACAUUAGAACAUAUGGAAAACCUACAAAAAUCUGCGAGACUCGAAAAUUUUGUUAAUGGGGCAUUGUUUAAAACUGUUGAAGCUAAAUGUCCUGAGAAAAUCAUCAUUCCAAUAUUUUUUUAUAGUGAUGAAUUCGAGAUAAACGAUCCACUUAGCGCUCAUAAUAAAAGGUGGACCGUUUGUUCCCUUGAACGAUCCGGUUUGGAAAUUUGCUAUAACUUUGUUAAAACUGCUUGA
Ochlerotatus camptorhynchus is the source of this 864-nucleotide messenger RNA. RefSeq lists its product as uncharacterized. The record is from RefSeq and is a predicted model, not a curated record. The annotation marks the transcript as partial. Lineage: Eukaryota; Metazoa; Arthropoda; Insecta; Diptera; Culicidae. The transcript has 3 exons.